Molecule: messenger RNA, 1242 nt
Organism: Prunus armeniaca (apricot)
Lineage: Eukaryota; Viridiplantae; Streptophyta; Magnoliopsida; Rosales; Rosaceae
Source: the annotation of a GenBank genome assembly
AUGCCAACAUUCCAACACAUUUUCUAUGUUAUUAUUGUUCUUCUUCUCUUCAAUUCAACCCAAACACAAUGCCACAGCAAGGGACUUCGACCUGGGAAUUCAGCUGGGAAAGUACAUUUGACCAAGAACAUGACACAAGCCCAAUUCUCAGAACAGCAAUUCAUGAAGUGGGUGAGGUUUGUUGGAAGGCUGAAGCACUCUGUGUUCAAGACAGCCAAAAAUAAGCUCUUCCCUUCUUACACUCUGCAUGUGGCUAAGAACCGUGCUGCUGGAGACUUCACAACCAUUCAGGACGCCAUUGACUCUCUCCCCUUCAUCAAUCUCUUGAGAGUGGUCAUCAAGGUCCAUGCAGGGGUCUACACGGAGAAGGUUAAUAUACCUCCAUUGAAAUCAUAUAUAACCAUAGAAGGAGCAGGGGCGGACAAAACAAUUGUCCAAUGGGGAGACACUGCUCAAACACCAUCUGGUCCAAAGAAACAACCUAUGGGGACUUACAAUUCUGCAACUUUUGCUGUGAAUUCCCCUUAUUUCAUUGCCAAGAACAUCACAUUCAAGAACACUACACCAGUCCCAGCACCAGGAGCAAUUGGUAAGCAGGCAGUGGCAUUUAGAAUAUCAGCAGAUACAGCAGCCUUCUUGGGGUGCAAAUUCUUGGGGGCACAAGAUACACUCUAUGAUCAUUUGGGAAGGCAUUAUUACAAGGAUUGCUACAUUGAAGGUUCAGUGGACUUCAUCUUUGGAAAUGGACUCUCCCUAUUUGAGGGAUGUCACGUGCACGCAAUAGCACAGAACAUAGGAGCGCUCACAGCACAAGGCAGGAGCAGCCUGUUGGAGGAAACGGGCUUCUCAUUUGUAAACUGUAAGGUCACGGGCUCAGGAGCACUCUAUCUUGGUAGGGCAUGGGGUCCUUUCUCCAGGGUGGUCUUUGCAUACACAUAUAUGGACAACAUUAUCAUGCCUAAAGGCUGGUAUAACUGGGGCGACCCUAACCGUGAAAUGACUGUGUUUUAUGGGCAAUACAAGUGCACUGGACCAGGAGCUCGCUUUGCAGGGAGGGUUUCAUGGUCUAGAGAGCUCACUGAUGAGGAAGCCAAGCCUUUUAUUUCCCUUACCUUCAUAGAUGGCUCUGAGUGGAUCAAAUUGUGCAUAUAUGGGUUAGGGCAGUUGAGAAAGACAAUGCAUCCACCCUUUGCACUCGAGUUCAAUUUCCUUCUUGUUGGGUUGGCUUCCACUGGGCUAUAA